This is a messenger RNA of Daphnia carinata, 2774 nucleotides long. It is a transcript of the gene Pdfr, whose product is annotated as PDF receptor-like. Gene Ontology annotation, biological process: adenylate cyclase-modulating G protein-coupled receptor signaling pathway; cell surface receptor signaling pathway. Gene Ontology annotation, cellular component: plasma membrane. The record is from RefSeq and is a predicted model, not a curated record. Gene Ontology annotation, molecular function: G protein-coupled peptide receptor activity. The transcript has 10 exons. The coding region runs from base 437 to 2002 and encodes 521 amino acids. NCBI's taxonomy places the organism in Eukaryota, Metazoa, Arthropoda, Branchiopoda, Diplostraca, Daphniidae.
AGUGCCGAACUGACUCGACGUUGGCAACACUUGCGCCUUCCGACAUGAAGAACGUUCCACUUUGCUCGCAGCUGUCCUCUUCAUUUUCGCUAAGCGAGUGAUGUGCAUCGCAACCGACGACGCUUACACCUUUCACGUUCACACUCUGUCGGCGGACACAACGAGAAGACAAACGCCACACAUUUUGCCACUGUAAACUAUCGUUUUGCGCUCGUUCGAUGCGCUCAAUCAUGACGCAAACGCUUUCGACCGCAUCUCAAAAAGCAUCGAAGAAAAGCGGCUAAAGACGCCGUCGACUGUUUCACGCACACUAAAAUCAACGGCUGUUGAAACUCGACACGGUUCAUCACCCCUUGUUAGGCCCAUCUUUUUCAAUACGCUUUUGCCGUGCGUUGUUGUUGCCCGUAGCAACGCGCCACAUCCGCAUCAUUUCAUCAUGGAACAAUGUCGCCAAUUAUACCAGGAAGCUCAACGCACCUUAGAAGACACGAACCAAUUGGAGAUUUUCUGCCGUUUCACGUGGGACCAGCUCUUGUGCUGGCCACCUACCAGACCCGGCCACAUAGUCCACUUGCCGUGCCCGCCGCUCAAAGGCAUCGAUCCGACUCAAUGGGCGGAAAGACGGUGCCUGGAUUCGGGUCUUUGGGAAGGUCCGCCACCAACGACGGAUGGCAACGAGGCGGCGGCCGUGGCCCUACUCGAUGAUCACGACAUGACCAAUCACCAGCAACAACAAGGUUGGACCAACUACAGUCAGUGUUUUCUACCUGAAAUACGAGACCUGAUGAACACGUUGGACAGCGGCAGCCAACAAGACGCAGAGGACAAACUGAUGGUGGCUCAAAUGACAAGGAUUAUGGAAUUGACUGGACUGACCAUAUCGCUCAUCUCCUUGAUGAUUUCCCUCUUCAUUUUCACCUACUUCAGGAGUUUACAAAAUCACCGGACUCGCAUUCACAAGAACCUGUUUGCCGCCAUCGGCAUCCAGGUCAUCAUCCGCAUGACUCUUUACAUGGAUCAAGCCGUCUUCGUCUCUGGGCUGCAGGUGGGCGGCGGCCGUCAAACGCUCAUCGAUUCCAGCAUAGUAGCACUCGGCGCUGGAGGCAUUCACGAAACCCCGAUCUUGUGCGAAUGGUUUUACAUCGUCCUCGAAUACGCCCGCACCACCAUGUUCGUCUGGAUGUUUAUCGAGGGCCUAUUCCUGCACAAUCUCAUCACGGUGAUGGUUUUCCGGCCGGACACGUAUCACAAACUCUACCUCGUACUUGGUUGGGGCAUCCCCGUUAUUUUGACGGCCAUCUGGGCAGCAUUCACCGCCACUCAUCAGACAACUUCAGCUUGCUGGUUGGGCUACAAUCUGACGCCACUCUACUGGAUCCUAGAAGGACCACGGCUCACCAUCAUUUUCAUCAACUUGCUCUACCUGCUCAAUAUCCUGCGCGUGCUCGUCACUAAACUUCGCAACAGUCAAUGCAGCGAAGCCGAACAAUUAAGGAAAGCCGUCAAAGCGGCCAUGGUGCUGUUGCCGCUGCUGGGCAUCACCAACGCUUUGGUGAUGAUCAAGGCCCCGUUGCAUCGAUCGACGGCUGAAUUCGCUCUCUGGUGCUACACUUCUCACUUUCUCUCUUCGUUCCAGGGUUUCUUUGUCGCGUUGCUCUACUGCUUCCUCAACGGCGAGGUGCGCUCCACUUUAGCGAAGAAAAUGCGCAACUACCUGACGGACCGUCAAAUAGGCACUUCCUUUUGGGGUUUCGGUACUGGAUCGACGCGUCUCAUGAGUCAAUUUGCCAAUCCGUCCACUCAAGUGGAAGUGGAACGCGAGGUGCGCACCGUACUCGACGACCAGCAACAACUGCAACAAUUGCAGCCGGCCUCGUCUUUUGAAAAACAUCCGCGUCACCUUCUAAGGGCCUCGUUUUCUUCGUCCUGUCUGGCUGCUCAACAGCACCACGACAACAGUCUAGAGCCCAUUAACAAAAUGAUGGCCACUACGCUAGUCUAAACGAGACUCUCUCUCUCUCUCUCUCUCUCUCUCUCUCUCUCUCUCUCUCUCUCUCUCUCUCUCUCUCUCUCUCUCUCUCUCUCUCUCUCUCUCUCUCGUACCACCCACCUAAACGGCCAAACCACAUCAAUAAACAAACACACACACGUUUACGUACCUUUGGCACGCGCAGUUUUCUUUCUUGUUUUUUAACUGGUUAUGAAUAUUCGAACAUUCACGUUUAUGAACCGGCUUCUAUACGCAAAUGUUGACACAUCAAUUUAAUUCCGUUUUCUUUUAUGCAUGUGUGUGCUCACGUUUGGACGAUCGCAUCGUACGAAGAACAGACCGCCGUCUAUCACUUCCCAAACCUUCCACGAAAUUCCUAUUCGAUCAACGUCAAACGACAUAAUAUGACCCGAGAUCAUUAUUAUGUGUCACGGCUCAUGCAAAUGCAGCCGAUGGCCGUCUAGCAGCACGCGCGCCCCAUUUCUCCCCCUCCCCUCCUUGUUCCAUGGACGUGAACAACGCGUGUCCAGCCCGCCAGCCAUACGGUUAAAUAUAAAAUGUGACCAGCCGUUCAUCACAUUACAAAACAUUUAAAAAAAAUUUAAUCCUCUUUCUGUUUGAUGUGUGUCGCCAUAUGAUUCAUUUUGUUGGUCUUUCAAUUAUUGGAUGUCACCAUCUCUGUGUCUACCCGCCCAUCAACAAUGUUACGUGUACUACAUGAUGACGCCGCAUGAAUAUAUAAUAUCUAUGAUGUAUAUCUAUCGGACAAAUAGACGUUAUACGU